Messenger RNA from Candoia aspera, 2132 nucleotides. RefSeq names its product transcription factor AP-2 gamma (gene TFAP2C). The record is from RefSeq and is a predicted model, not a curated record. Gene Ontology annotation, cellular component: nucleus. Gene Ontology annotation, biological process: regulation of transcription by RNA polymerase II; anatomical structure development; regulation of cell population proliferation. The transcript is spliced from 9 exons. Gene Ontology annotation, molecular function: RNA polymerase II transcription regulatory region sequence-specific DNA binding; DNA-binding transcription factor activity, RNA polymerase II-specific. The coding region runs from base 1 to 1545 and encodes 514 amino acids. NCBI's taxonomy places the organism in Eukaryota, Metazoa, Chordata, Lepidosauria, Squamata, Candoiidae.
AUGUUGUGGAAACUAGCAGACAAUGUCAAGUACGAAGAAGACUGCGAGAGGUUGGGACAGAACCCACCAGCUAGUGGACGGUUGCCUGAGUUAAUCCGAGAGGCGGAUAACGACUUCCUCCCCCACGUAGCAUCCUCCGGAUCCACCUCGCGUCGGAAGCGCCCUCUGCAACUUUUCUACAGCGCCCCGAACGCCCGAGGGCUCCCGCGAGAGAGGGGACGGUUGCAUCUGUUCUUUUCUCAGGACCGGCAUGAUGGAAGCAGCAAUGGGAAUCCCAGAUUGCCCCACCUCUCUGCCGUCAGCCAGCAUCUCUACAGCCCAGCUCCCCCUCUUUCCCACUCAGGGGCCUCUGAUUUCCAGCCACCUUAUUUCCCUCCUCCCUAUCAGCCGUUGCCUUACUCCCAGGCCAGUGACCCUUACUCGCACCUUGGGGAUCCUUUUUCCAUCAAUCCACUUCACCAGCCACCACCACCUCCUCCCAGCCAGCAGCAGACCAGCUGGCCCAACCGUCAGACCAACCAAGAUCCUUCUGGUUUAUCCCACCAUGCCCGAUCUGGCUUGGUGCCUCAUCUCCCAGCUCUGGAAAGUGGCUCUGUUGGGGCCAGAAGGGAAACCUACAGGCGAUCUGAGCUGCUCUUGCCCCAUGGCCAUGGGCUCGAUGCUUCCAGCCUAGCAGAAAACUUAGGACUGCAUGACAUGGCCCACCAGAUGGAAGAGGUGCAGAAUGUGGAAGAUCAGCACUUAUUAAUGCAUGACCAGACAGUCAUUAGAAAAGGUCCCAUUUCACUAACGAAAAACAAUGCAUUAGGUCUCCCUUGCCAGAAGGAUGGACUCCUGGGUGUCGUGAUCAACCCCAAUGAAGUGUUCUGCUCUGUUCCUGGGCGGCUUUCUCUCCUCAGCUCAACAUCGAAAUACAAAGUGACUGUUGCAGAGGUUCAGCGAAGACUCUCUCCUCCCGAAUGUCUCAAUGCCUCUCUGUUGGGAGGGGUCCUCCGAAGAGCCAAAUCUAAAAACGGGGGCCGCUCACUAAGGGAGAAGCUGGACAAAAUUGGCUUGAACCUUCCUGCGGGCAGAAGGAAAGCUGCAAAUGUGACAUUACUUACGUCAUUGGUGGAAGGUGAAGCUGUACAUCUUGCCCGGGAUUUUGGCUAUGUGUGUGAAACUGAAUUCCCUUCUAAAGCUGUGGCUGAAUAUUUAACUCGGCCCCAUCUGGGCCGGAGCGAGAUGGCCAGCAGGAAGAACAUGCUCCUUGCCGCAAAACAGAUCUGUAAAGAAUUCACAGAGCUCCUCACUCAGGAUCGGACCCCUCUUGGUAAUGCGAGGCCAAGCCCUAUCUUAGACCCUGGCAUCCAGGGAUGUUUGACUCACUUUAGCCUGAUCACUCAUGGAUUUGGGAGCGCUGCAAUCUGUGCAGCGAUGACAUCUGUGCAGAACUACCUGAAUGAAGCACUCAAACUAGCAGACAAAUCAUAUAUGAAUGCGGGGGAUCAAAGCCCCCCAGAUGCCAAUAAAAACCUUGAGAAGAUGGAUAAGCACCGGAAGUGAGCGUGAAAGGAUGACAGAGACACACACAGAGAAGACAGAUUUAAAAACUGUUACUGCACACAGACUUAAAAGAUCUUCUUGCCUAGGGGGCAUGUAGAUAUCUAUUAGAACUUGCUUUGGGGCAUCUUUUUUUUUUUUAAUUUUCAACCACAUCCUCUUCUGGAGACAUGUGAGUCUCUUUCUCUUCUUUAAAGCUGCUGUUAUCCAUUCAUUUGGGACGAGGUACCCGAAGGUAAACGUGGAUAUAUCCUUUUAAUUUUUUUUUUUAAAAAAUUUAAAUUGUAAAAGGUGGUGCUAUCUCCUUUUUUCCUUGUAUGGAAAUUUGUUACAUGCUAUAUAUAGACACUUUCAGGCAAUGUUUUUCCUCCAAUACACUUUGCGUAGUGGGAUCUCAGUGAAAUUCAGCAAUAAACCAGUUUUAGCAGGAUGUGAAUAAAUGUACUGAAGUCACAUGCUCAUGUGCUCUCCCUUCAUGAGAAAGGGAAGUGACUGCAUCUCCUUUCUGUUCAAGUAAAGCCAUGGUUUAUUGUUACAUCUGAAAAUAGCAAGCUGGGGUUUACUGAAAUACCACAAGCUGUAAUUUGAUU